Molecule: messenger RNA, 312 nt
Organism: Plenodomus lingam JN3
Lineage: Eukaryota; Fungi; Ascomycota; Dothideomycetes; Pleosporales; Leptosphaeriaceae
Source: RefSeq, a predicted model, not a curated record
AUGCGGCUUUCGAUUCGUCAUCUCAACUCUCAUGCGGGACCGCUUCACUUGACUCGGCUCCGCACCACGAACGGGAAAUGCGGCACUGCCGUCCUGGCAACAUAUUGGACGGCGUCGCUCCUCCUUGAUCAGUUCACAAGGAUCCAACUGUCGGUUACUCCGUACGGACCUGGAAAGGCACCUGGCGUCGCGUAUCUACGACGGCCUCGGUUUCUCGGCGAGGAUCCUGUAUCUCUGGAAGCUCGACCCAUACGGCAAAUCAAAUUGGCACAGCACUUUGUUAGCGGACAGCACAUGUCGACAGAUCGCUAG